AUGGUGCUACAGUCUCAAAUGCCAGACACCGCCCAUGUCGGUACAACAGCCCCAUUACGCCACUUUAGCCGUAUGAACGAUAGCGUGGCUUCGUUCGCUUCGAGUAGCAACGAUAGGUACGGUAUGGAGGAGACGUAUGGCCCUCGUGGUGACAACACAUACCACAGUCAGAGCAGCUCGUCUCGUUGGCAUCAACACUGUCACUACGCCUCUCCUGACUCAACACAGCGUCCUUCGACAUCCCGACUAGGCGAGUCUAGCGAUUUCGAAGAUGGUCGACCUUCCAUCUAUGCUAGUCGAAAGGCUCCGGCGAGCAAGAAGGAACCGAUCUCGCAUGAUUCGAGCUUCGCUCACGAAGUCGCCUCCUCUCCGAGUUCGUCCGGCAGUGGACUCGGCACACUCCGAGGCUUAAGGCGACGACUGUUCAAUCGAUCUAGCUCGCAUCUCAAGCCGGCUAGCUUUCUAUCAUCACGCUCACAUUCGGCGUCCUCCGAUAGCGUCGACGCUCACUCACCUCCGGAUACCCCCUCAACCCCGCCACUCGUUCAGCCCGUCUCGCUUCCCAACGGUCAAAAGGACUUCUUCGCCACGCUUUCCAGCCUCCCUUCCGGCGUCGUUAUGCCGGCCGAACAGAAGCCGGACGUCGGCACUUCCGGUGACAGCGCCGCAUGCAUCAGUCCGCAGACACCGCGAGGCGAUUUCGCCAACAAUCCGAGCCCCCGAGCAGAUGACACCUUCGACACUAGCUCAAGAAGCGGACUGAGCCUCAUCGGAUCGUCAAACCAGCAAAGCGUCCUUCUGUCGCCAUCCGUGACAGUCGCCUCACUUGCUCCGCCAGCUGCAACACACCGAGAGAUCUCUGCAGUGAUCAAGGAGGACGGUGAUUCUGACUUUCUGCGAGCUGUCCUCGACUAUAGCGGCGACCAAAACGUCUUGCUUUCGGAAUCGUCUUUUAUAGGAGGAAGAGCGGACCCGUCGUCCACUACUUCGAGCCCAGCGGGACAUACCUCACACUUCGCUUCGAGUUCGCCUAACUUGAGAUCGCCAUCAACCGCUCGAUUUCCACUGCUGCGAGCAACAGACGGUCGUAAAAUUUUGACACAAGAGGCGGCGAAAGAAUAUGCCGAGAGAUCCCAGUCGCGGACCUACGCUGCAGUCCAGCGAAAGUACCGUAAAGGCUUGUUCAGCAAUGACUCGGACUCAGAAGACGAAUAUGGCGACGACGAUGCCAAAUGUGCCGAUGACAAGUCUGAGGUCGAGCCGGCCCACAGCACUCCUGUCGCAGUUCAGUAUUCGGAUGAGACCAAAGCGUCUUCUCCAUCUCCUCUUUCCGGUGCAGUUGCAAAGGCAGGAGCGUCCUCGUCCAGCAAAGAGCUCCUCACUGCAUCGUCUCGAUCACCCGGACUCGACUCAGCUGCGAAGAGAGCGCUCUACAACUGCACAUUGCUCAAAGUGCACGUUCAUCUUGCAUCAGCUCUAGCUGGCGAUGCCGAGGCACAACCUCUCGUUCCUGUCAUUGCAGCCGGCGAGAGCAUGUACAGCAACGACGAUCUUAGCUUUCCUCGCUCGAUCAAUGCUAUCUCAAAGCUUCGCCAGCAUUCGAGCACCAAUAGCUACUCGAGGAACUUGCGCAUUGCGCUCGCCAGGACCGAGGUCAUGCGCAAGCUGCGUCGCGAAAAGCUCGCAAUCGCCGAGGAGGUCGAGAUCUCGUGGUUCCAGCGUCGAUACGGCAGUAGCAGCAUUCCAACGGAGCAAGUUGCAAAGGCCCUACACAAGGCGCAGACGGUCAGCCCUGAAGCGCUUGCGACUCCGCCUAUUGCUGCACCGCAGCUGCCAGAGGACUCGUCGGCCCCCUGCGAUACGACCAGUCGAAGACUCAGCGGCAUGUUUGGGAUGCACCCUGGACAGAAGAGCGAUAGGAAUGGUAUCGUAGCUUGGGCCCACAGACCCAGCUUCCUCGACAGGAGGGUGAUCUCUUUGCCUGCGGAUAACGUUGCACCAGGAGAGGUGCUCUUGUCCGGCGCCUUCAAGCUGGGCUCUCAGCCAGAGACAAGAACGUCAGUCUCGCCAGCACUCGGGCUCUCCUUCUCGCCGAGGAUCCGUAUCCUUGCUGGCCUUCCCUCGACACAGGAGGAGUUGAGGUCGAGAGUCACAGCGCAUAUCCGAUCACGGAGAAUCAAGUCAAAGCGCAUCUCAGGACUAUUCUCGGCCAGCGAAAGUGACGUCUGCGAAAAUCUGGAUCGACACGCAUUGUCACCACCUCACUCGCCCGGUGACUCUACACAUGCUUCGCCGUCGAACAAGCAAAAGAGACUCGCGCCCUGGCUCGCACCCCGAAGUCCUCAGCUGCUCUCGCCCGCAUUCUCGUCACAGUCGCGACCAGCACGUUCCGCGUCAGAAGGUCCUGCCGCGUUUAGCACAAUGCACCAGAAUGGCAGCGCCUCGUCGAUGCCAGAGGCAAUCGAGCUCAAGGAGCAAGACAGCAAGAACAGCAGCGAGAAUUUUGCAUCGGGGCAGCAGCAAGCUCUACGAGCUCAGAAGACCAUCGAAGAAGACAGGGUUAGGAAACUCGAGAACGAGAUCGCGUUCCUUCGCCAGAGGGAGAUGCUUCGAGAAAAGGAGGACCAAGACAGGAAAGCAAGAGAAGAGGAAGCAAGGCGUAUCGAGGCACAGCGACUUCAUCAGAAGCGAUCAGCAGCGUUGCAGGCGCAGUCUUGGGAGGACAACAAAAGAGCGUUGCAGGAGUCGAGGGAGAGACGUAGCUUCACGCGGAAGUCGGUGUUGCUGGCGGAGCCCAACUACGGAGCUGGCAACCCACUGUUGGGACACAACAGACCCGAGCCAGGCAGCUCACCAAGCUCGCCGAGUCUCGAACAGGGACCUUGGUCGAAGGCGGAUCAUCGGAAUGCAGCCUUUCUGCAAACGGACCCAAUGGCUUCAAAGUCGAAUAGGAACCUGUACGCACAGCCAGAGGGGCAGCGAAGAUCGAGGACGUCUGUCGCGCAGGGACAACAUCUUCCGCCAGCAAAUAGCCCUUGUCUACCAAUAUUACCGACGGCGGCCUCGACGCGAGUCGAAGAGCGGAGGAGCACGUCGAUGGCCAGCCUUGCUGCACCCGCACAGCCAACGCUGCGCCACCAUCGGAGCCUGGCAGCCUUGUCAAUGACGCCACAGGUCGCGCAGCGACGGGUAUCGCACAAGCCUGCUGCCGGCCAGCUGAGUGCCUCUACAUCGACUCAGCAACUUGCACCACCCCAGUCGGGGACGCACCAGAGUUCGUCGAAGCUUCACAUCCCCGUUUCGCCCACCAUGCUGUCCACGAGCCCGACCGCCGCGCUCAUGCACAGCCCGCUCCAGCAGCCGUAUGUGGACCCACGUCUCUCCAUGAGCAUGACCAAUCUCCAUGCUCAGGCGUAUCUGCAAGCCCAGCAGCGGGCCUACUUGUUGCCGCCGACGCUUGCUCAGACGGCGAGAGUCGGUUCGCGGUCCCGACCCCGAAUGCCACCACUUGUGUCGCUGUAUGGCGGUGUCGUGCCCAGUAGCGCACAGCUCCAGCGCUGA
Molecule: messenger RNA, 3561 nt
Organism: Kalmanozyma brasiliensis GHG001
Lineage: Eukaryota; Fungi; Basidiomycota; Ustilaginomycetes; Ustilaginales
Exons: 1
Coding region: 1-3561 (1186 amino acids)
Source: RefSeq, a predicted model, not a curated record